This is a messenger RNA of Candidula unifasciata, 280 nucleotides long. NCBI's taxonomy places the organism in Eukaryota, Metazoa, Mollusca, Gastropoda, Stylommatophora, Geomitridae. The record is from the annotation of a GenBank genome assembly.
GAAGAAGUAUACCAGGGCUAAGUACACAGAUGAACACGAUUUUUCAAUAGAGAAUUAUUAUUUGGAUGAUGGUUUUGAAAAUCUCAUCAGUGAGGAAUCUCAGCAUAAUGAGAUGACAAGAUUAUUGACUGAUCGAGAACGCCAGCUUCUCAACACAAAACAAUUUGGAGUAUUAGUACACGAGCAGAGCCGAGUUGAUGCUGAGCUAGAAGCAGUGGUAACUCUCCUUCUGAUUCACAUUUAUAUAGUCACUGCAGUGUAUCAUGAGCAUUAUUUUUAG